Messenger RNA from Caenorhabditis remanei, 1509 nucleotides. RefSeq lists its product as uncharacterized. The record is from RefSeq and is a predicted model, not a curated record. NCBI's taxonomy places the organism in Eukaryota, Metazoa, Nematoda, Chromadorea, Rhabditida, Rhabditidae. The transcript is spliced from 6 exons. The coding region runs from base 1 to 1509 and encodes 502 amino acids.
AUGUUGUCCCGACGAGAACGUCGUGACAGUGAGACGUCCACCGAUUCGUGGUCUCUUGUAGAAGAAGACCGCCUUGACGAUGACUUCUCUUUGAACUCCACUGACAACGAGGGGGCGGAGCUUGAGACCGCUGAGCCGAUUGUCGAAGAGCCCAUCACUUCUGAUGAGGAUGAGGACACCGCAUCAGAGAAGUCGUUGGAUUCAGAUUCCGAGGAUUCUGAAGACUCUGACGUCUCCGUGGAUUCAGAAUCUGAGGAGGAAGAAUCUGAUAUUGAACAAGAGGAAGAUGAUAUUGUUGAAGAGGGAGAGAUUGCGAUUCAAGAGGAAUCUGAAGUUGAAGAAUCUGAAGACGACGACGUCAUCGAUUCGGAGGAUUCUGAUUUGAGUGAUGAGGAGGAGAUUGUUGAAGAAAUCAUUGCUGAAACUGAUGAUAUGGAGACGGAGGAGGCGAUUAGAGCGUGCAAGGAACAGGAUUACUGGUUGGAUGAAGAGGUUCAAGCAGACCCCAUCGAGUCUCGUCGUGUCUGCCGUAUGCUUCUCGCCGUCAUCAUGUUCUUUAUGAUAUUCCCAUUGGCUGACAUCUUCACUUCGUGGAUUCUGACCUACCAGAAUCAUCGUCUCAGUCAUGGUGUCCAAUCUGAUCUUCAUAUGAUUGAUAGCCUGCAGAGCUAUCCAUCGAUGAAUGAAUGGAUCACUAAGAUUGAGGAGGAGAGUGCCGAGUUGAGGAAAUGGAGAAGAAAACAGAGGUCCGACCGCAACAGUCUCCGCCUUCUCGAGAACAUCCUCCAGCGUGAAACCAAGAGAGCACCUCAACUUAAAUGCUACGAAGUCUUGGAGAUGCUCACCAACAGAUCAUACAACUGGAGAAGACAAUCCGAUGCUCCUCAUUUCCAACCAGUGAAAAUCUCGCAAAUCCCAAAAGAAUUCCCAAAAAUCAAAGUAGAUUUCGACGUUUGGCUCAACUACCAACACAAUAUCUCCCAGAUUCAUGCUAGAUCACGGGCUCAGUGUCGAGCCCUCGCCCCGGUCCCUCCGGCUCCAUUCUCGCCACGCCGUGUCCGAAAAACUCAGGUGCCACGUCAUCAGCCGUGCUUCGUCCACGUCAAUCAAUCGAAAUGGACGUGUCAGAAGAAUUUGCCGUCUGUGAUCUACAAUACGUCGCCAAAUUAUACUGUAAUGCCACGUGGAUUCACUUAUACGGAGAAGAAGAGAGGAAUGGGAAACUUCAAGAAGUCGAAACCGGUGAUCACCACAGAGAAAUAUGAUAUUUGUGGGAAGAAAGCGAGCCAAUCAAUGAGAAGCGCCUUAAAACCCACCGAUCAGUGUCAUACCCGCCAACUUCCAAAAUUCACUCCACGCCGGAAACAUAUCGCGUACAAAGCACCACUUCCAUGCAAGAUUCCUACUUACAAACCAACAAUCCCAAAAAAAUCGUUCAAACCAUCGACAUCUGACGAUUGGCUUCAGAAGAGAAGCCAACAUCGUGCUCAACUUCGGCAACGUGCCUAA